AUGUCAUCCACUUCAAUCCCAAUGGCGAAACAAUGGGACGACGACGGCAGUGACCGUCCAUCAACAACCUCAUCGAAUGAGCAACCAGAGCACGUCGCUCAUGUUCGCUCGAGGUCGACAGCCCACACCAACAGCCCGAAGCGGCUAUCGGUCUUCAGUGGGCGUUCGCGAAGUAACACAACGACCUCGACUUCCUCCCGUCGGUCACCGGGCUCUUCCAUGACCUCGGAUGGCUCAAUUCCGGAUGAACGCACCGUAUCCUCGCUGGGUCAACGCUCCGAUAAGGACAGGUCAUCUCGGUCUUUUUUGGCGCGGGGGAGCCGCAUUCUACGUCGCCAGGGCAGCAAGAUCAACAUCGUUGCUACUCUGGACGAGGAGGAUGAGGCUGAUCGUGAAAAGCCCCAUAGAGAGCUGUUCGGGCGUCGUGCCCGACACGCUGAUAACAGUGAACGCUUGAAAAGCAUUAUAUCUGAUCCGUUCGACUUCCACCACCUGACUCACACCAAUCCGUCUCAGUUCCAAGCUCUGGAUCAGACACGUGAGAACGAUUUGGUCACCGAAUUCUCCGCCAUUCGCGCUUCGCAGCGGCCCCAAACCGGUCUGAAAGGGAUUCGCGCUGAGGACAUUCAUUUCCGCAAUUUCUCUGCCGAUGACCUCAGUGUAUUUGGAACUGCUACCACCGCCGACGGGCCAAGUAUGAGCCCGCCGGCCUCCCCAACCGCACCCCCGGGCCAUGCACGCAAGGGAUCCCGCGCGAACGAGAACUUCUCUCGUCCUGUCUCGAGGUAUCCUCGCUCUUGUCCCACCACUCCCCCUCCACCUGCGGUGCCAGAGACUCCCCCACCGGAGAGCUUGGAGCCUGAGCCCCGUGCCAUUGACGAGAUCUUGGGGCUGUCGUCAUCCGUAACAUACCCGGAGUGUCUCCAGUCCACGCCCCCAUCUCAAUUCUUUAACCCCGAGCCAACGGAUCACAGUGUCAGGACCUCGUCUAUGAGCAGCCAAUUUGAUCUGGCAGAUGUGCCAGAGGAAGAAGAGACCACGCGCUACUGGGAUAGCCCGCAAUCCAGCAUAGGGUGUCCUGACUCGCGCUCCGUGUCUCAAGCCAGUCCGCCUUCCAAGGCCGAACUACCCAGUGUCGAUGAGCACAGCGCUCCCAUGUCAAUGUUCGUCGCCGAGGAGCUGUCGAGGAAGUUUUCCGAGGCUCUUGGCUCCCCCACUCUCCCCCAACACCUUCAAAACACCAACCCUCAAAAGGAGGCCCCACCACCCGAGCCUAUCGCCACUUUGCAUCAAUUCUCAUACGAGGACGAGAUGUAUGACUCUUGGGACGCAGAUAUUGACUACUGCUAUGAGCACGCAGCAGAGUCUUCCUCCAACUUUGAUUGGACCCGUACUUCCCUUGAUGAAGCUCAUCCUCAAAUUGGGAUAGCUUGCAGCGAAGGACCUUGGCUUUCAUCCAAAACCCGUCACCUCCAACCCAGCCCACUCAGCACUUCCGAGCUUCCUACCCCGGAUCUGAACCCAAGUCCAGCAUCCAUGCCCACCCACCCAGCCGCCACCCCCCUGGGUGACUGUAACCCCGUCUUUCGCAACCCCGAAUACUUCCCCGUCAGCACUCUGGGAAAAAUCACCGAACCUCUGUACGAAGAGUACAUGACCACCGAUGGUGAAUCAGACCGUCACUUUCCUUUCUCCGGAGUGCCCAUCUCUCCCCGCAGCAGCUUCUCCCCAAUCAGCAAAUGCAACAGCCAAGAGAGCCUGAUGCUCUCUCGCGCGGCCUCUGUGGCCCGUAAGCACCGCUCGUCCGUGUCAACCAUGAGCGUUCCGGAGCUCGUUCAUUCGCUUUCAAACAGCCGCGAGCUGAUGCCCACUGACCGCCUCACAGCCGGUGAGGCUCUCACUCGUCCUGCUUCAGCGUCACACCGCCAAACCAAGAGCCUGGUCGAAUCAAACCGGCUCUCGCACAAUGGCAGUAGCACCAGUUUGGAAGAACUGCCGGUCCACGACCGAACCAAAUCUGUUUCCGAGGUUGAGGUCAAGGUUGAGGCUCCUUUGCCUCCUCUGCCUCCCAAAAACCCAAACCGGAAGCCGAAGAGCCGCUCGCCUUCGUACUCUCUCUUUCCUACCGCUCACUGA
Molecule: messenger RNA, 2136 nt
Organism: Penicillium olsonii
Lineage: Eukaryota; Fungi; Ascomycota; Eurotiomycetes; Eurotiales; Aspergillaceae
Source: the annotation of a GenBank genome assembly